AUGGCCAACAAAACGACCGGUGGGCCCAGCAUUGGCAUUGAUAUCGGAACGGCAUACUCCAGGGUGGCUAUUUGGCACAAAGACCGCGCGGAAAUCCUUCCCAAUCGAUUCGGGAAUCGGUUGACAUCGUCGUACGUGGCAUUCACCGACUCGAAAGUUCUCGUGGGUGAUGCCGCAGCCGACCAACGGCUUCAAAACGCUGAGAACACAGUGUUCGGUAUAACACGGCUACUCGGCCGCAAGUUUUCGGACCCUGAAGUCCAAGAGCGCAUCAAGCAUUGGCCAUUCAAAGUGAUUCGGGGCCCGCACGAUACCCCCCCCCCCCCCCCCCACGUGAUGGUGCAGUUCAGAGGACAGACCAAGAUUUUCCACCCUGUGCAGAUUUUGUCCUUGCUGCUCUCGGAAAUGCGCGGGAUUGUGGAGACUUACACCGGCAAGGAAGCAACGACCGCUGUCGUGACGGUUCCAGCGCACUUCAACUACUCUCAGCGGCAGGCCGUCAAGGAUGCCGGUGCCAUCGCCGAAAUUCAGGUCAUGCGAAUGAUCAGCCGAUCAACUGCGGCCUCGAUAUCGUACGGUAUCAACAAGAAGGGCUCAGAACGAAGGGUGCUAGUCGUUGACCUAGGCGCUAGCACGCUUGAUGUGUCGGUGGUGGAGAUUGAAGACGGCAACUUUGAGGUGUGUGUGGUACUGCGGGGGAUGUCAACUUGGGUGGCGAUGACUUUGACAGUCGCCUGGUAG
Molecule: messenger RNA, 741 nt
Organism: Phytophthora sojae
Lineage: Eukaryota; Oomycota; Peronosporomycetes; Peronosporales; Peronosporaceae
Exons: 1
Coding region: 1-741 (246 amino acids)
Biological process (GO): cellular response to unfolded protein; protein refolding
Cellular component (GO): cytoplasm
Molecular function (GO): ATP hydrolysis activity; heat shock protein binding; ATP-dependent protein folding chaperone
Source: RefSeq, a predicted model, not a curated record